AUGGGUAUCUAUGGCCCCUGUGAGCACCCCCAGGGCUNCAGCCUGGGCGUCCUGCGCACCCUGUACCGCCUGGGUGCCCGCUACAUGACCCUCACCCACAGCUGCAACACCCCCUGGGCUGACAACUGGCUGGUGGAUACCAAAGAUGAGGAACCUGUGCACCACGGCCUCUCACCCUUUGGGAAGAUGGUGGUGGAGGAGAUGAACCGCCUGGGCAUGAUGGUGGACCUGGCCCACGUCUCAGUGGACACCAUGAAGAUGGUGCUGAACAUCUCCAAGGCCCCCGUCAUCUUCAGCCACUCCUCUGCCUACAGCCUCUGCCAGCACCGCCGCAACGUGCCCGACGACGUGCUGCGGCUGGUGGCCUCCACGGGCAGUUUGGUGAUGGUCAACUUCUACAACGCCUACGUGACCUGCAGUGAGAAGGCGCAGCUGUCGGACGUGGCAGACCACAUGGACUAUGUGAAGAAGGUGGCUGGUGCCCAGGCUGUCGGCUUCGGGGGGGACUACGACGGGGUCUCGGGGGUCCCCACCGGCCUGGAGGACGUCUCCAAGUAUCCCAUGCUGGUGGCCGAGCUGCUGGCGAGGAACUGGACGGAGCAGGAGGUGAGGGGAGCCCUGGCUGAGAACCUGCUCCGGGUCUUCAGCGAGGUGGAGGAGGUGA
Zonotrichia albicollis (white-throated sparrow) is the source of this 664-nucleotide messenger RNA. NCBI's taxonomy places the organism in Eukaryota, Metazoa, Chordata, Aves, Passeriformes, Passerellidae. The record is from RefSeq and is a predicted model, not a curated record.